Messenger RNA from Magnolia sinica, 1650 nucleotides. Its product is annotated as probable receptor-like protein kinase At2g47060. The transcript has 8 exons. Gene Ontology annotation, biological process: protein phosphorylation. Bases 268 to 1356 code for a protein of 362 amino acids. The record is from RefSeq and is a predicted model, not a curated record. Lineage: Eukaryota; Viridiplantae; Streptophyta; Magnoliopsida; Magnoliales; Magnoliaceae. Gene Ontology annotation, molecular function: ATP binding; protein kinase activity.
CAGAGAGAGGCCAGGUUUCCCUUGCGUGCUUAUCCUGCGCACCUCCGCCCUUAUCGUAGGCACUCCGCCGGCUUCAGAUCCGUAGGUAUAAAAAAGGGAAAAAGGACAGCUUCUUUUAAUUUCAUUUUUUUUCGGUUUCCUUUCGGGAGAGAAGCGUUCUCAGUCUCUCUCUCUCCUUCCGGAAGGAAAUAGAAAGAAUCAAAACAGCAGAAGAAGAUUGAAGAUUGUGAUCUCAGUGAGUAACCUGCCUUGAAGGAAAAAAUAUUCAUGGGGUGCUUUAGUUGUUGUGACCAAGAUGACUACCAUAAUGCAGCCGAUAAUAGAGGGCCCUUUGUGGCAAACAAUUCAGCAGGCAAUGCUGGAGCAUAUCAUACCACUGAUCCUGCUCCAAAGGGUGCUCAGGCUGUAAAAGUGCAGCCUAUUGCCGUCCCAUCCAUUUCUGUAGAGGAACUGAAGGAAGUAACAGAGAACUUUGCGCAGAAGGCUUUGAUUGGAGAGGGUUCAUAUGGAAGAGUAUAUUAUGGCAUCCUUAAAAGUGGCCAAGCUGCAGCGAUAAAAAAGUUGGAUGCCAGUAAGCAACCAGACCAAGAAUUUCUAGCGCAGGUUUCCAUGGUAUCAAGGCUGAAACAUGAAAAUGUUGUUCAGCUGGUCGGUUAUUCUGUUGAUGGAAGUAUCCGCAUUCUUGCAUAUGAGUUUGCUACUAUGGGAUCCCUCCAUGAUAUUCUUCAUGGGCGGAAAGGUGUCAAAGGAGCACAACCAGGUCCAGUUCUGUCAUGGGCACAACGAGUUAAGAUAGCUGUAGGAGCAGCAAAAGGACUUGAAUAUUUACAUGAAAAGGCGCAGCCUCACAUCAUCCACCGUGAUAUUAAGUCCAGCAAUGUGCUAAUAUUUGAUGAUGACGUUGCUAAGAUUGCCGACUUUGAUUUGUCAAAUCAAGCUCCUGAUAAUGCAGCACGCCUUCAUUCUACUCGUGUACUGGGAACUUUUGGUUAUCAUGCUCCAGAAUAUGCAAUGACAGGACAGCUGAGUUCAAAAAGUGAUGUUUACAGCUUUGGUGUUGUCCUCUUGGAGCUCUUGACUGGUCGCAAGCCCGUCGAUCAUACAUUACCACGGGGGCAGCAGAGUCUUGUAACAUGGGCAACACCAAGACUUAGUGAGGACAAGGUAAGGCAAUGCGUUGAUACAAGGCUAGGAGGAGAGUACCCUCCCAAGGCAGUUGCAAAGAUGGCUGCUGUAGCUGCCUUGUGCGUGCAAUACGAAGCUGAUUUCCGGCCAAACAUGAGCAUUGUCGUUAAAGCUCUUCAGCCUCUAUUGAAUGCCCGGUCUGGACCUCCUGGCGAGACCCCAAACAUGUGAAUCCAGUCUCCUCUACAUCCCAUCUCCGCCCCUUUUUUUCCUUGAUCUUAACGGACAAAACGGAAUUGAGAUUGUUUGAUAUCUGGGGUGGCUGUAGAUUGUGUACCGUCCUUUGAUACACUUUGAUUCUUUGGUAAUAGUGAAGGUUUGUGUUUUCUAUAACUUGUAGCUUAGCCAUUCACUUGAAUGAGGGAUUAGGUUAUAGUGUGGAGAACUAUGACUUCUUUGAUGUGCACUCAUUUUUCCGAAAAAAAAAAAAAAGAUCUCUGAAUGUGAUUAUUGGGUUAUGACUCA